Messenger RNA from Syzygium oleosum, 1250 nucleotides. RefSeq names its product heat stress transcription factor B-2b-like. The record is from RefSeq and is a predicted model, not a curated record. The coding region runs from base 104 to 1084 and encodes 326 amino acids. Gene Ontology annotation, biological process: regulation of transcription by RNA polymerase II. The transcript has 2 exons. NCBI's taxonomy places the organism in Eukaryota, Viridiplantae, Streptophyta, Magnoliopsida, Myrtales, Myrtaceae. Gene Ontology annotation, molecular function: DNA-binding transcription factor activity; RNA polymerase II cis-regulatory region sequence-specific DNA binding. Gene Ontology annotation, cellular component: nucleus.
CUCUGUCCUUCCGCACACCUCCAUUUUUAUCCUGUUCCCUGCUUCUCUGCCCCCUCAACGAACCUUCCAGGCCCCCUUCCAUUUGAAGAGCGAGCGACUGCCGAUGGCCCCGCCGCCGCCCGUCGAGCAGCAGGGCGGCGACCCUCCGUCCGGCGAGCCGCAGCGGUCGACGCCGACGCCGACGCCGACGCCUUUCCUCACGAAGACCUACCAGCUCGUCGACGACCCCGCCGUCGACGACGUCAUCUCCUGGAACGACGACGGAUCCGCCUUCGUGGUGUGGAACCCCACCGUCUUCGCCCGCGAUCUGCUCCCCAAGUGCUUCAAGCACAACAACUUCUCCAGCUUCGUCAGGCAGCUCAACACCUACGGGUUUCGAAAAGUCGUGCCCGAUCGGUGGGAGUUCUCCAACGAUUGCUUCCGCAGGGGCGAGAAGCGGCUCCUGUGCGAAAUCCAGCGCCGGAAGGUCUCGGCUCUGGCGACGGCCGCGACGGCGGCGGUUGUCCCGGAAGCCACGGCGACCGUGCCCAUGGCGAUCCCGACGGCGAUGCCGGUAAUUUCGCCUUCGAGCUCGGGAGAAGAGCAAGUGAUGUCGUCGCAGCACUCCUCGCCGCCGUCCGCCUGCGGCCAGAACUGCACGGCGGAGAUCAUGGACGAGAACGAGAGGCUGAGGAAAGAGAACGCGUUCCUCAACCGCGAGCUGACGCAGAUGAAGAGCCUCUGCAACAACAUCCUGUCGUUGAUGUCGAGCUACGCCGCGAACGGGGGGCCGCAGGCCGGUUCUCAGGCGGCGGCGGCGAGAGCGCUCGACCUGUUGCCGGUGAAGCGGCCGACGGCCGGCGGCGGCGGCGGCGACGACGAAGAGGAGGACGAGGAAGAUGAGGAAGAGGAUGGACAGGAGAGCCCGAAGCUGUUCGGGGUAGCGUUGGGGAUGAAGCGCGGGAGGGAAAUCGAGGCGGCGGCGGCGGCGAUGGCGGAAUCCGACGCCAUGCUGCGGCUGCAGCAACCUGGUUCUGGUGGCGUGAAAUUCGAGCCGUUGGAUGGGGAUCAGAGGGUGAUCUCCUUCUCCUCUGGACUAGCUUAAUUAAUGUAAAAGUAGAUUAAUUAUAGGCGUAAGAGCACAGAACGUGUGAAGCCAAAGAAAGAGAUUAUCCCACAAUCUUCGUUAGCAGUCAGCAGUCAGCAGUCAUUAGCUCCGUAAUCUACUUUGUAUUUACUACGCAUCCAAUCAACUUCAGCAAAUUUUUCCA